AUGUCUAAUCCAAGUAAAAAUCGAAAACGUAAGUGGGACCUUGAUGAUCAAGGUAAAGAAGCUCCUCCAUCAAAAACUGAUAAUUCACCACCAGUGUCCAAACAUGCAAAGCUUGAAAAAGGUAGUGAAGCAAUUGGAUCUGGUGGAAUUUCACCGACACCUUCGAACUCAGAUUCUGUUGAUCCAAACAUUGCUGCUGCUGUUGCCGCAGCGAAAAUUAACGCCAUGCUUGCCGCGAAGGGAAUUCAAAUUCCCGUUAAACCUCCUGUUACAGGUGUUAAACUUCAAACUCAAACUUUUGGAAAAUCAGAUACUGCUACCACUGAUACUAUAGAGGAAAAUAAGCAGAUUCAAUCAGCUAUUAAAGAAGCUGAUAUGGAUUUCAUUAAGGAUAUUACAAUAAACGAUUGUAAAAAUAGAUAUUUGCUAACAAAAGGGGCUACUCAGCAACAGAUUCAAAAGGAGACAGGCGCAGAUGUAACGACGCGAGGAAAAUAUUAUCCAGAUAAAAGUCUAGCCACCGACAAAGAUCCACCUCUAUUUUUGCAUGUCACAGCUCCAACGCAAGAAGCGCUUGAUCAAGCUGUGAAGAAAAUUGAAGAAUUGAUGGAACAAGCUUUUACUCCCGCACCCACAACUCCGACAGCUCGCCCAGGACCAACGCCACAUACAGGCACUCGUCAUUUUGUGCAGGAUAAAGUAUUUGUCGGUAUAGAACCCGAUCGUACUUUUAAUGCACGAGCGAAAAUAGUUGGGCCCCAAGGAGCUUUUGUUAAGCACAUUCAACAAGAAACUGGUGCCAAAGUGCAGCUAAAAGGACGAGGAUCUGGCUAUAUUGAACCUACUUCUGGUACAGAAGCAUUCGAACCUCUCCAUAUUCAUAUUACUCAAGAGGGUUUAGAUAGAGCAAAAGAACUGUGUCAGGAUCUCAUUAAUUUUGUAAAA
Molecule: messenger RNA, 945 nt
Organism: Ambispora leptoticha
Lineage: Eukaryota; Fungi; Glomeromycota; Glomeromycetes; Archaeosporales; Ambisporaceae
Source: the annotation of a GenBank genome assembly